This is a messenger RNA of Phytophthora nicotianae INRA-310, 953 nucleotides long. RefSeq lists its product as hypothetical. Gene Ontology annotation, molecular function: oxidoreductase activity. The transcript is spliced from 4 exons. Bases 84 to 854 code for a protein of 256 amino acids. Lineage: Eukaryota; Oomycota; Peronosporomycetes; Peronosporales; Peronosporaceae. The record is from RefSeq and is a predicted model, not a curated record.
CUGGGAUCUGCCGCGAGAGUCGAACGUCAUUUCCGAACUUGCUUCCUGCCUGAAGCUAUCCCCCUGCAUUUUUGUGAUCUCCAAUGUCUCUUGCCAAUCGAAUUGCCAUCGUCACGGGCGCUGCCUCCGGUCUGGGUCGUGCCACGGCCACCCGUUUCGUUCAGAAUGGCGCGCGAGUAGUUCUGUGCGACCUUCCGACCAGCGACGGUGUCAACGUUGCGAGGGAGCUCGGCGUCUCGUGUCACUUCAGCCCCACAGACGUGACGAACGAGGACGAUGUGACAGCGGCGCUGGAUCUAGCCGAGUCUUCCUUUGGUGAGCCCGUGAACACCGUGGUAAACUGUGCGGGCAUCGCGCUGGCUAUCAAGACGCUGAGCAAAAAGGGUGUGCAUCAACUUUUUCAGUUCCAACAGACCAUCAACGUCAACACGGUCGGAUCUUUCAACGUUGCACGCCUCGCAGCUGAGCGCAUGUCCAAAACGCGACCGGGGCCUGGUGGUGAGCGUGGUGUCAUCAUCAACACGGCCAGUAUCGCUGCAUACGACGGACAGAUUGGCCAAGCGGCGUAUGCUGCUAGCAAAGGUGCCAUUGUAGGAAUGACGUUGCCACUUGCAAGAGACCUCGCAUCGUAUGGCAUUCGCGUGAACACGAUUGCACCAGGUUUGUUCAUGACUCCGCUGCUGGCUGCGCUCCCGGAGAAGGUGCAAAAGCAGCUGGGCGACACUGUUCCGUUCCCAAGCCGCUUGGGAAACCCCGAGGAGUACGCCCAGUUGGUGCAUUCAAUCAUUGACAACAAGAUGAUCAACGGUGAAACCAUUCGUCUUGAUGGUGCCCUUCGUAUGCCGCCGAAGUAAUGCACACAAGCGAAGAUACCUAACGAAAAUUUAUAUGUUCUCGUUAACGGUCAAAUAAAUACUACAGCUCAUGUGAGCUCUUGCGACCCACAGCACUCA